Bipolaris victoriae FI3 is the source of this 168-nucleotide messenger RNA. RefSeq lists its product as hypothetical. The transcript has a single exon. The annotation marks the transcript as partial. Lineage: Eukaryota; Fungi; Ascomycota; Dothideomycetes; Pleosporales; Pleosporaceae. Gene Ontology annotation, molecular function: oxidoreductase activity. The record is from RefSeq and is a predicted model, not a curated record.
CCGAUCAAUUGUGCGGUCAAGGACCAUCCACUAAUCUUUACCGAUUCGCGUACUGUUGCGGAGACUGACUUGGUAUCAGUUGAGCAGGUUUAUCCAUGUUACACGGGCGAAAGAUUUGCCGUCAGUCAAAAUGCUGGUCAGAAGUUCUGGUACUGCAAGGACAUGAGU